GGAUUACGUAGCCAUAUUUUUACAAUAGACGUGCGCAUUCUCGUCUUCAUAAUUUACAUUUCCAAGUACGAACUACCUUCAUUUUAUUUGUACGAUAUUCAAUAAGACAAAAGUUCGAUCAAAUUUUUUGGUUUUGUUUAAUUUUUUUUAUAAAAUUGUAUAUAGUAAUAUUGUAAAUGUUCAUGAUUAAAUAUUAGUGGUGAUGAAAAAAAAAAGAAGUUGAAGUAAUGGGCGGAGUUUGCGCCUGUUGGAAUACGAGGUAAAAAACAUUGUUUUACGAAAACAUAUAUUUUUGAUAUAACAAAUAAUAUUCCAAAGGAUCAGUUUCAAGAUAUUUUUAUGAAGCUUCGUAAAAAUUUGAAGUUCACGGAUACAGGUUAAGCGAACAGGAUUAGGAAAAGCGGUGAAAUCGCAUCAUAAAUAAAAUGGAUGCGCACGCGGAUAAUAACACACAAGAGUAGGUGAGGAAAAGGCUUUAGAUAGAAAAAGAAAGAAAUGAAUCAGCCAUUCUGAUUGGUCGAGGCGGCUGUUAUGGCCGCCGAUUGGCGCACGCAUGUACGCACACCAAGCUUUGCUGUAUACACGAACGCACGAACACGUGCGUGAAUCAGGAGCGUAGCAGUCGCUCGUGGCCGAGAAGAGUGAAAAGAGCGACAGAAACGGUCGGUCCGCGCGUUGCCUUGUAAGGCGGAGAGUUGGUGUGUGACGUCCGUGCGCGGAUGGCUCGAAGAACGCCGAUUUUCCUCAGCUUAUACAAGUAUCCUUGCUGAGCAGAGGAAAGAACAAGUGAAAGGAGAGUGCGGGCCGGGCGCGACGCCGACCGUCGACAUAACCACGUAUACGUAAAAUCCGACAAUCCGUCAAGUUUAAAGCUGCCGAAGGCACCAUUUUCAUCAUCUCUAUAGUGUGUAUAGCAAACUAGAAAUUGUUAUUAAACGUAAUGUGAGUGUCUUGAGCAAGGAAAGAAAUAUAUAAUAGUGAGAAAGUCGUGUUUUUCCGCAUCAUCUGGUAUACGAUAUACGUCCGCGAGUGUUGUGUGAACAAAUUCACUCUUGCGACGGAAACAAAAAAGAAGGAAAGAAACGGCGACGAAUAAUAUUCUUAGUGCUGUAGUCUACAGUUGAUGGAUGAAACUAGCAGAAUGCUGCAACACGGAGGAUCAGGUGUGGGUCUGAUGGGAGGAAAUCAGGGUCAGGGGGCCCAAAAUACUGCCGGAUAUGGUAGUAUGGGACCUGUGGAUGGAACUGCAACACAAGGUCCGGAUCAGGCUGUCGAGGCCAGAAAACAGGAUAUCAGUGAAAUUUUGCAACAAAUUAUGAACAUCACCGAUCAAAGCUUGGACGAGGCGCAAGCGAGAAAACAUACUUUAAACUGUCAUAGAAUGAAGCCAGCCCUGUUUUCAGUUUUAUGUGAAAUUAAAGAGAAAACAGUGCUAUCUUUAAGAAAUACUCAGGAAGAGGAACCACCGGAUCCCCAAUUAAUGAGGUUGGAUAACAUGUUGAUCGCGGAGGGUGUUGCUGGACCGGAAAAGGGUGGCGGUGCUGGAGCGGCGGCCUCUGCAGCGGCUGCAGCCGCUGCUGGAGGACCACCUGGACAACCUGACAAUGCGAUCGAACAUUCGGAUUACAGAGCCAAGCUUGCCCAAAUUAGACAGAUUUAUCAUCAAGAGUUGGAGAAAUACGAACAGGCGUGUAACGAGUUCACAACUCAUGUAAUGAAUUUAUUGAGGGAACAAAGUCGUACCAGGCCAAUCACGCCAAAAGAAAUCGAGAGGAUGGUUCAGAUUAUUCAUAAGAAGUUCUCCAGCAUUCAAAUGCAACUGAAACAGUCUACCUGUGAGGCUGUGAUGAUUUUGAGGAGUCGAUUCCUUGAUGCAAGGCGUAAAAGACGAAACUUUAGCAAACAAGCCUCUGAAAUUCUCAACGAGUAUUUCUAUUCACACCUGAGUAAUCCAUAUCCAAGUGAAGAAGCUAAAGAAGAACUCGCACGAAAAUGUGGAAUCACCGUGAGUCAGGUUUCUAAUUGGUUCGGCAACAAGAGGAUACGCUACAAGAAAAACAUAGGUAAAGCACAGGAGGAGGCGAACUUGUACGCAGCCAAAAAGGCAGCUGCAGCUUUUGCAGGAGCGUCGCCGUACAGUAUGGGUGGUGCCAGCCAAGGCACCCCGACGCCGAUGAUGUCGCCGGCGCCACCUGGUGGCCCGCAAGACAUGGCCGGAUACGGGAUGGGCAUAAACGGUAGCGAUUAUGGCUCGCAACCGUACAACGACGGCUCGAUGGGCUACGACCCUAUGCACCAGUUUGUGAAUAAUACCAAUUAUGAGAAAAUCGCACCUGCUUUUGAUACGCUUGACGAGAAGAAAUCUACUAAUACGAGAGGAUACAUAUUUUUGGAGGAAGAGUUCUAUGCAUAAAACAUAUGAAACGAAAUUCAUAGAAGGCGACAGAGAGUGAGAGAGACAUCGAAUCAGACUUCACGCAAUUAGAGAGUGAGAAAAAGAAAUUGAGAGAGGAGAGUAAGUAAGGAAGAGAGAGGAGAGCGCGGGAGGGAAGGAAGGAAAAUAUCACGAGAUCACCUGGGUUAAAUGAAAGGCAAAAAGCCAUAUACACGCGCGCGCGCGCAUACACACGGUUCGUGUCUGCGUGUCCAACUGAUCUCAGCCUUUUGUGCUUUUUGUUGUGUGUUCACAGUGACGCGCCAUGCCGACGAAAAAACCAAUCGCAAUCGUAGAUUCGUCUUCGAUCAGCUCGACGUGCUGGCUUUACGCGAAUUCGUUUGCGUUUUAGAGGGAGAGAGAGAGAGAAAGAGAGAGAGAGAGAAAGAGUGAGAGAAUGGAAGAAUGCGUGAAAUGUGUGUUUGACACAGAGAAUUAACGAACGAUGUGUUCGAGAUUAAAAAUCGACGAGCCGUUCAGGAUAUCAUCCUUCGUUGCAACAAGCACAGGUCUUUUUUUCUUGAGCGGUCGAGGAAUGAUUGAAAGCUUUACAAAAAAGAAAAAGAAAAAUGAGAUUCGCGUAGAAUCGUAUCGUCAACUCGUCGAUAGUGCAAUAUACUCGUAAAUAUUAUAUAUAUUAUAAUAUACAUUUAUAUACGUAUUUCAAUUUUUUUCGUCGAUAUUUCUGGCGCUUGAUUUCGAGCCUUUCUCACGUAUCGAGUCGUGCUUGUCUUGCUCGAAGCCGGGAACUAUUUUAUUAAUAUGGAUCAUUUGGAAAAGAAAAUAUCCUUUUUUUGCCUUAGGUUGGGGAUAUUGUGAUUUUUUGGAUUUUUUUUUUCUUUUUUUUCUUUUUUUUUUUUUUAGUGUUUUUAUAUAUUUCGACGCGCAAUAUCCGAAAAUGAUGGAAUUCUUUUCUUGUUGGAAUUCAUCGAUUGAAAUAUUAUUUGCAUAUUUGAAGUUCCGUAAUCUCAGAAUGUUUUGCGAGUUACGUGACGUCAUGUUGGAAGAUGGAAGCACGAGCGCGUGCCAAAUUAUUAUUAUAAUUUACAAUUUCAUGUGAUAGAAUUAAUAUUACAAUGAAAAAUAUUUUUAUCGAUAAAAUCAACGUUGUAAUAGUAUUGUCUUCCUUGUAUUUAAUACAUUCGAGAAUUAAAUAGUAAUUCCUGUUCACCAUAAGACGGCUGAUUCAUUCAACUUGAGAUUAAGAUUUUAAAUAAUACAAUUUGAAUUUUUUAAUCGAAAAAGUUUUUUAACUUAUUAUUAUUAUUUUUUUAAAUUUUAAGCUAACUUUUAUUCUUUAACUUAAUUUUAAUUUAACACGUGCUAAUGUUUCGUUCGUUCAAAUUGGCUGAAUGUUCAACAUGGUAUCCAAUUCGCGAAACAUCGCAUGUACAUAAUUUCAAAUCGAAUUUCGACAAUUAAUACCAUAAUAUUCUGAUUAUGCGCGUCAAAAUUUAUAUAUUAAAAAAAAAAAGGAAAACAAAAGAAAAAGAAAAUAUGAGAAAUACAAUUUUCAAUUGUCCCUAACUAAAGUUUUUGAAAUAUCCAAUUUUUACAAUACUUUGUAUUCGAAAUAUUUUCGACGCGAUUCUCGUCUUCGAGCUCUAGAAUUAGACUUUGCCAAAUGUGCAAUAAAAUUUUUAUAAACAUUUUAUGCCUUCCUUGGAUGUGAAGAAAAAACACGAGGUAGCUCGUUUUAUAGAUAAAUUGCGAAAAUUGAUGGCAGCAAAUAGUAAAUUAAUCCAACCACGUUUGAUGGGACAUGGUCGAGCAUUCGAAGUCGGUUAAAUAACUAGAAACUUUUAUUUCUUUUUUUUUCUUUUUUCUUUUUUUUUUUUAUAUAUCUCGCUAUGGACUGUGUUUAACCGAUAACGAUGAUCCCAAAAGGAUUAAUGAAUCUGGAUCUAGGCGGCUUAUUGUGAUUUUAGUUGUCGAGAGAUUACGAGAUCAUUCGAUUCGAUCGUUUUCUCGAUUACAGUAGCAGUUCAUUGUCAGACAUGCCUCUUUGUUGCGCAUAAUGGCACGCGAUCAGGCAAAUAUAGAGCUGGGAAAAAGAGGAUUACGAGCAAAUAAAAUGUUGUAUUAAAAGUAAUAAUUGCAUAAUAAUAUAUUUUCAUAUCAAUUCAAUACAAAUACUAUUUUGAAAAGAUGAUAUCUCGAAUAAGAAAUACUUAACUUUAACACAAAUAUAUUACAGUUUAAUAUAUCGAAAUCGUAUUAUUAAUAUAUAUAUAUAUAUAGUAACAUAUCAAAACUUGACAAAAUAUAAUCUAUUUCUUAAACAUUAAAAAAUGCAUAUUGCCUUCCAAUUAAAUGAGAAAUAAUUCUUUUAUUUGCAUCGAAUUCAAAAAUGUAAAUAGUAAGUAGUGUUUGCCCAUAUAAAUAAACUAGUAAUCUUAAAAUAGUAUUUGCUUAUUAGAAAUAUUUUUCAAUUUUCUAAAUAUUUUUAAUUUAUUUCAAAUUUUUCCCAGUUCUACCACUACGUGCUACUUACAAUCUAUCUGUGUUGUGCAGAUACACUCUCAAAAAGGAAAAAAAGCGCACCAUGCGGUCAUAUGGCUUUCGAUACUUAAUUUUACUGUUAGAAUAUCUUUGACAAAGUUUUGCAACGCACUGCAACACACACAUACAUACAUUUACGUUGUCUUCAUAUUAUACAUAACGAAUUACAGAGAUCAGAGAGAUCCUUUUAUGGAUGGAUAAUUAUACAAAAGACAUUAUCGUGGCAUGCAUGGCUGCAUGUAGAAUAUUACAAUCUAUAUAUAUACGUUUCAUAUUGAUCUUACAUAGUAGUACGUGUGUGCGUUUACCAUUAUUUUUACUUUUCAUUUUUUUCUUUUCUUUUUUUUUUUUAUUAUCAUUGUUUUAUUUUUUUCUUUUUUUUCUUUUUGUUUUUGCGGGACGGAUUGGCUGGGGUUUCCUGGGUGAAUAAGAUACGAGGCGAAAGAAAGUGGGAGAGAAAGAGCGUGAAAGAGAACGGAUGCCAGACAUUUCAUAUUAUUUAGUUUCUAAAUUGCAAAAUUCUAAAUUUCUCGCGUAGAAAGUAGAAUAGGCGCCGGUUUGUUGCAUUGGCAAAAUUAAUAAUAGAAUGAAAGGAUUUUCAUAGUUUUGCUGUUUGUUCCUUUGUUCGCAAUCAUCUCGAUCAUUAGAAUCUUUUCGUGUGUCAUGUAGCAGGCAAAUCCUUUCAUGCUCGUAUCGGGAGUCGAAGUCGUUUUGCAUUUUAGAACAACAAUAAGAAACAAUAAAAAAGAAAAAUCAAAUAAGAAAAAAGAAUUCUUACAACAAAGCAAUGUAGAAAUCCUGAUACGAGCAGCCAAUUCAAAUAGCCCGCGCUUUCGUACGUUAACUCAUUAACUUAACAUAUAUAUAUAUAUAUAUUAAUUGUAUAUAUAUAUAUAUAUUCUCGCGGUUAAUUCGAGAGACGUCUGUCUUUGUUGACAAAAGAAUGCGCAAAAUUGUUGAAACGAAGGCGAGGCUUAGUGACACGCAAUUUUAUCGCCACCUGCAGGGGAUAAAGACAGAGGGCUAAAAAUCAAUUGAAAAAAAAAUCGAAAAAAAAUGACGCAGGGCAAGGCAUUGGCUGGGGGGCCAGGCGCGGCGGGAUGGAUGCAGCAACGUGAGGCGGUUCCGGAAUUUCCGCCGCUCCACGAUUCAGCGGACUCUGAUUCCGACCGAGAGAAUGAAAAACGACCGCGCGUCUAAAAUUACUUUUGGAAAUGAGCGAGCUAUAUAGUAUGGUAACGAGACUAAUAAAACGAGAUAUAUACGUACCGAAAGGAAAGAGAAAGAGAGAAAGAGAGAGAGAGAGAGAGAGAAAGAGAGGAAAAGAGAAAGAAAGGAAAAACGCAACAACAAAAACGAGGGGGAAAAAAAGAGGAAAAACAUAGAGUGUAUGUCAGAGAAAUGGGGGAAAAAAAAGAAAGAAAGAAAGAAAGAAAAGCAGACGUACUGCUAACCGGACAACCAGGACUACUACAUCGUCACCCACUAUACCGACACGCACAUGCUCUCGUUGUGCAUGCGGCCACAUACACCCACAUACGUAUACACACAUGCGAUAUACGCGCACCUCCGAGCCACACACAUGGAAAUAAUGUUCGUUGGUGUUCCUACGAUUAAUGAUAACAUUAGUUUCCGGUUUUAAAACAUUUUUCUCCUUUUUGCGUCAAGAGAGAGGGCCAAGCGCACAGAACGAUGCGGCGAUACACGUAAGUUUUAUUGCGGGUCAGUUUAUACAAUUGUACAAUUGUUUCGAUAACUGUCCUCCUUAGUUCGAAUUUCGUGUAUCUUUUUAAUAUGACGGUGAGUGAAAUGAGAAUUUUCUUCAUCCCCGUGUUUUCCAGGGAAAUAGACGUUUUAUUAUUAUAGGUCAUCCUAUAAAAAGUUUUUCAGUUUCGAGUCAUUAAAUUUAUAGGUAUAAUUAUAGGUAACGUUUAGCAUAAGUUAGAAUAGAACGAAAUUAAAUUGAAAAUCGAGAAAGAGUUCUUUUCGCGCUGUAAAAAUAUAUCCGACCACGUUUAAUAUCAUCUACUCGAAAGCAAUAAUGGAUAAAAAUUUAGUAGACAAUUUAACUGAUAUUAACUCGUGUCGUAUCGAAACAAAAAUCUAUGGAAAAUAGAUUUUUCCAAAGCAGACUUGCACAUGGGAUGGCCUAUCGAGACUUGAAUACCGUAAUAUAUAAAUAUUAUAUAUUAUCAUAAUUAUCGUAUCAUAAUUACGUUGCAUUAAUUACUACUCAAAUUAAAAAAACUUAAAAGCAUAAAGUAUACAGAAAUAUAAGAUAUCUCUAUAUAAUUUAAAAAAUAAAAAGGAAAAAAACGCUAAAAUACGAAGUUUCGACUGAGGAGGACGAAAUAGCUAACGUUUCUCGAGGUACACGAGCAUGGGAAUAAUAUUCGAAUAUGUCAUUCGAUGGAUCACGCUUGAAGAAAGAGAAAAACAUUUCGUACAUUUCAUGUUCGCAUCUUCUUUGCCUCUGUCCUUCGAUCUUGAUAUUUAAUCUUGCCUUAUCGAGUGACUGUGAUGCAUCAAGCAUACACGUCAUCUAUUUACAGAGGAUUUAAAGAGCGAAAAGAGAAAGAGGAAUUUAAAAAAGAAAAAUGGCGGGCAGAAAGAGAGAGAGUGUGUGUGUAUGUGAGAGAGAGAGAAAGAGAGAGAGAGAGUGGAAAGGACGGCGAACGAUAAGAAUCCGUUAUAGGGCAAUUGCGCUCCUAAAAACAUAGGGUUCGCUUCUAUUUGAGACAAUACGGCAGCGUACAGGCGCCUAGCUAAGGAAAGAGAGGGAGAGAGCGUAUACAAUCAAUUAAUUUUUAUUUUUUAUCGUAUCGUAUGCCAUAUACACGCAUACAUAGAUAGACAGCUUGUACAGAUAUCUUUAUUAUUAUAUGAAACCCAUUGUAUAUCUAGUUUCAUUUCAAUUUAUUCACAAAAUUUGAUUUUUUUCUUUCUUUUUUUUCUUUCUUUUUGCUUUCUUUUUUCUUCUUCUUUUUUUUUAAAUACUUGACCUUUAUUGUUUUACGAUAAUUUUUAACGUCACGUUAUAUAUAUCCCUCCAUUAUAAUGCGUAGCAUAAUUUUUUUUUGCUGGGUAAGGAUUUAAAGGAACGAUUUUCUUUGCGCGAAAAAGAAAAGAAUACUUUUCUUUCUUUUGUUAAAUAUGUGUAAGUGUAUUAGGGAUGAGAACGCGUUCGAAACUUAAAAGAUGUUGAAACUUUUUCCUUUGUUCUCCUGAUGUUGAAAAUUUUUGAAGAAUAAUUUAUAACGUAAUAAUAAAUAAUUUACGAUUGUGACGAUACGAAUUUAUUUUUAUUGAAAUUAAUAUCUUACCGAGUUUUAUAUUUUUAUUUUAGAUAAUGAUACAGAUAGAUUCUUUCUGAAAGAUAUGAAGAUGAAUUUAAAAAAUUUAAAAAGAAAAAAAUUAAGUUUCGACUCAUCUCCAAUGCACGUGUAUAUAUUUUUUAACUUUCUUCCUCUCUCUUUUUUUAAUCUUUCGACGCGACGUAUAAUCAUUCAAACUUGUCUUCUUUUCUAUUCUGACGUAAUUUGUUUUAAAAAUCUAAUCCCAGCAUCCCGAAUAUUAUGUAAUGCUAGCGAAUGUUUCCUACGUUCGAUUAUGGUUUAAGUUCCGAGUCUUAAGUUUAGCUUCGAAUUAUAUUUGCAGCGAUGCGUUGAUAAUGUUUGCGUGCUGAUUUGUUCAAUUACAUUUGAACGCGAGGACACCAUUUUUCUGUAACAGAAGACAGAUUAUAAUUAUCAUUUUACGAUUAAUAAUAUUUAUUCAUCGAAAUAAUUAAAAAUACCCACGUGUAUUUUUAAUACGAUAUAAUAAUAAUUUGUAGGGGUGUCCUCGUUGUAAGGAAAAAAAAAAAGAGCUUAAUAUCGUAUCCUUUGUUAUUUUCUUGAAAAAUUGUGUGCAUGAUUGUACCUACGAGCGAAUCGAGAAACUCCGAGCAGUUCUCUUCGUUCUUUUUUUUCCUUUUUUCCCCUUUCUUUUUUUUUUGUAAACAAACGAUUCAGCACGAGAUCUUAAUUAAAAUUCAUUUCCUUUACGUCUUUUUUUUUCUGUUUCUAUUAAUUUCAACACCCGAUACAUAUACAUACAUAUGGUGUCGAAUCCAGAGUUUGAAUUAACCGCCGAAAUUUCAAACAUUUUUCAAACAUACGUACGUAUUCGGCUUCGAGCACAACUCGAGCACGUCCAAAAUAUAUUUUCUAAUAAAAAUAAAACGUUCACAUCGAGGUUAAGAAAAAUUGUCGGCAGAAGAAAUUCGAAUCGAAGCCGGAAUAUAUUUUAUCGAUAUAUGCGAAUUUUUCCAAAAAAAUAUAGAUUUUGAAAAACUGAAUUCGACUGGAUUCGACAUUUGAAAAAAUAUAUAUAUAUAUAUAAAUAUGAUAUAUAUACGAUUGCGCCUGUCUACCCUUAGUUGGUCGUACGUACGUAGGUUACAUAUGUAUUGUGUAUACGUAUACAUGUGUAUAAAAAUAUAUAUUCUAUACUUUCGUAUCUGUAUAACACGUGUGUUACAAUUACGAAUGGUAAACUUUCUACCAUGAACUGGGCAGAAACGUAAAGAUUGCGUUCCGACCAAGUUUUUUCUUCGACCGUAUGCGUGCAUGAAUAUGAAUAUAGUCGCCAGAAAAAGAUAUUUUCAGACAAACAAUGUCACACGCGAAGCAUAUAUCUUCUAUUUGAUUAUUCUAUUUUCUUUUUGAUUAUUAUAAAAUUUUUAAACUCCUCUGUCCUCCUUAAUUGGAAUGUCUUACGUAAUAUUUCGUAACGUAUAAAAAAUCGAAAUUUUUAUCACUUUUUUUUUUAUUUUUUAAACAUCCUGGAGACGAUUUUUAAUAAAAUGGAUGCAGAAAAUAUUUGCAUAUACUCUUACCUUUCGAUUUAAAAAAAUUAUAUUCUAUAUUCUUUAUUUUCGCAAUAUCAAAUUAAUAAUAAUUGAGUAAUAGUCGUAAAAAAUAAUCUUAAUAUAUGAAAUAUAUAUUUUGAAAUAUAAUAUAUUUACUUAGUAAAUUUACCUGAUAUAUACAAAUAUUUUUUGUAACCAUUAUAUAUUGGAUCUCAGAGAGGCUCAAAAGGCUCAGAGAGAUUUGUAAAUUUAUUUAAAAAUUAAGGAAUAAACUUGAAAUAUUUCAAUAUAUUCAAUGUAUAUAUAAAAAUAAAAAAAAUAUUAAAUAGGAUAUUUUAACUAAAGAGGCCAGAGUAAUAAAAUAUUGGAACAUUUUUUUAAUCUCGAUUAAUAGAAAGGAAAAAAGCGAUCGUAAGAAAAUAACAAAACGAAGAAUUGCUAUAGAGUACAGCUUUUUCACGCGACUGUGUGAUCACGUUCGCGUACACGGCCGGUACUGUUUGCUUUCAGGAGCUGUCGCCUUGAAAUACUUAGAGGAAUCGCAAGAAGAUACGCGAAACAGACAAUUAACGAGAAUGAAAUAUGAUGUAGGAACAUAUAAUAUGUAUAAGUUGUAUCGUGAAAAUGCUCGCGCAAUACGAUCACCUCACUAUCUGUGAUCCGAAACUCGCCUAUAAAGGCGGGUAAUACGAACUAAAACAAAAAAAAAAAAAAAAGAAAAACAAAAACAAAAAAAAUCGAUAUUAAGCUAUUAAUGUUAUGUAAUACAGAUUCUCUAAGCGAGAAGCGUUCACGUUUCUAAGUGACGUGCAUAUAAAAAAAAAAUUGCCCGACAAAUCGAACGAUUCGGUGUCGUUGGGAUCUAAUUUACCGAUCGAGUGCUAACGAACGAGAUACACGCGCGAUAUACGAAAUUAUCCUAAGCAUGCGAAUACAUUUUAACGUAAAAUUCUUGAAAAUUAUUUCCGACGGUCAUUUCUCGUUAAUGGUUACUGUUCAACCAGUGGUUUUCAUUCUGAUCUCAGUGUCCAUUUGUGGAAAAUACUCUUGAGAGAAACUUUUUGAGGGAAUUUUACUCUCAAAUGUAUUUGCACGUAGAGUUACGCAUAUAUCACGAUCAAACUUCUUAUACGAGAAAAUUCUUCGUACUACUCGUGAGGAUGAGAAAGUGAUCGAAAACGACAAGUCCCGUUUUCGAUUGCUUUACAUUUUUUUUUUUUUUUCGUUAUUUUUCUCCUUCAUCUCUUCCCUUCCUCUCUCUCUUUUUCUUUUUUAUUCGAUGCUGUUAUUCGAAUAUCAAGCGUGAACGCUUCUAUGCAUCGACGCCACCUUUUCCCCCCUCUCAGCGAGACCCAUCGAACGAAGAUAAUCGAAAUGAAAAGACGGUAAAAGGAAAAAAAAAGUGAUGAAGCAAACAGAUAAAAAAAAAAAAAGUACGAUCGGGAAACAGAACAGAAACGAAGCAAUGGUCCUGCGACACAACACUAAUGUAUACGAUUUUUCAACAUGAAAAUAUUAUAUAUUGUAGCUAUACAUAUAGAAGUAUAUAAAAGAGAAUAGUCCAUAGGCAAAAACUGUAACAGCUAAGUAACAUCAUUGUAACGACGAUGCUAAAAUUAGUAUAAAACGAGAUUUAUUUUAUUAUUAUAUCAAUGGUCGCUAUUAUUAUUAAUUACUAUUAUUAUUAUCGACGUUAUUAUAAUUGUCAUUAUUAUUAUAUUAAUAUUAUUGAUAUUCGCGAUCCUCGCGUUGCGUGGAUCCCAUUGCAAUUGUAUUAUUACAUCUUCAAUUGGAAAGCGAUUAUUAUUAAUAAUUACGAAUUAUUGAAAAUUUAUUACAACGCCCAAAACCGUUGGACGUAUUUUUUUAAUGGCAGAAGAGAGUCGAUCGACAGCUAGGUGAUUUCUAUCCGAUUUAUUAAAAUAUAUUGAUUGUCGAUGAUUAUCGUAAUGGAUUUGCGGCUCGACGAUUUAUUACUUAGCACGUAGGAGAGAAGAAGAAAAAAAAACAAAAGAUAUCCAUUUAUUGUAUAAACGAAGACGAGGCGAAAAUGAGAAUUACGAGUAUCCUCCUGAUUAGGUGAUUAAAUUCUGUUGUUAAAUAAUAUGUCGCGGUUGAGAUAGUAGGCUGAAGAUCGAAAAUUGAGAAUUUUGAAUUUAUUUUAUCGAUACGAUUUGUAAUGUUCAAUUUCUAAUUUCAAAAUUUGGAUCAUCUUAUAUUAUAUUUAUUUAUGUAACAAUCUAAUUUUUAAUUUUACUCUUUUUUAACUAUAUUUAUUAUUUCGUUCGACCAAUAAUUUUCACGAAAAUACAAAAUAAAAAAAAUAAAGUUAAAGCGAUCUCAAAAGUCAAUCUUCAACCCAUUGUCUCGCCAACCAUGCGACCAGUACAAGUGCGUUUGGCACAGCUAGUAUACGACAAAAGAGCGCCUGAAGUUCGCCGCGAGACCGGCUUCAAGCGUUUCUUAUAAGCUCUAUCUAACAUUUAAUAAAACGAGAUGAAAAACGAGUCAAGAAUACGAGAUCGAUAAGACGAAGUAAAAAAGAGAGAGAAAAAAAAAAGAAUAAGAAAUAACGUUUAACAUUUAUGGAUACACGAUAUAAGAUAUUAUAUAUUCAUAUUCCUCGCUCCCCUUCCGCUCGAUCCUUUUUCUCCAAUCGUCCAACUUUCGUUUAAGAUAACCUACAAAAAAAAAAAAAAGAAUCAUCCGCAAAAUUUACUCGAAGCGCACGCCGACGCGUUAUUAUUGCAUUUAUGUUUUUUCAUUGUCGGAUGAAAUUUCAACUUACUUUCCUGCGUCACUCGAAGAAUAUCGUUUCUUUUUUUCUUUUUAUAAAUUUUCUAACAAUGGAACGUUUGAUUUUUAAAAGUGUUAAACUCCACGUGCAACUCUUUUUCGUAAUUAUUGAUUCUUAUAUUUCUUAAUUUCUUCGUUUUAUAAAAAAUAUAAUAAAUGUGAUUGAAUAUUUUAUAUACUAUAAAAAAGAUUGGAAAGAAAGUUGAAGUCGCGUCUCGAUGUAUACAACAGUAUACCACAGAAAUCAUUGUAUCGAUUAAAAUCAUAGUAAACUUAAUAAAACGCUCAAAAAUAA
Apis cerana (Asiatic honeybee) is the source of this 12879-nucleotide messenger RNA. It is a transcript of the gene exd, whose product is annotated as PBX homeobox extradenticle. Gene Ontology annotation, cellular component: nucleus. The record is from RefSeq and is a predicted model, not a curated record. Lineage: Eukaryota; Metazoa; Arthropoda; Insecta; Hymenoptera; Apidae. Gene Ontology annotation, molecular function: DNA binding; DNA-binding transcription factor activity, RNA polymerase II-specific. Gene Ontology annotation, biological process: regulation of DNA-templated transcription.